AAAACUUUUGUCUCAUAUCUAUUCUUCUUUGGUAUUGGAGGAUUUCUACACUUUAAAUACUAUGUUGGGAAGAAGGAUACCCCUGAGGAGUGGAAGUGCCAACCAAACAAAUGGUUGUCAGCAAAGGAAGAAAUCCACGAAAUUAUUGUUGGGUUGUUCUCACUAACAAUAGGAAGUAUUCUAUCAUCUUUCCUGGCUACCUGGGUUAUGAAUGGUGGAUAUACAACUAUUUAUUAUGAAUUUGGAAAGUAUGGAUAUCUGUGGUCAAUCUUGGAGCUUCCUAUUGCUUUCCUAUCUACGGAUUACAUCACCUACUGGUACCAUAGAGUCUACCACAUGCCGUUUCUGUACAAGCAUUUCCACAAGCUCCAUCACACAUACAAGCAGCCAACUGCUUUUUCAGUAACAGCUAUUCACCCGGUGGAGUUUUUAAGUAUUCAAGGUAUUUACAUCAUGCCCAUGUUUGUUAUUCCAAUUCAUGCAGCUGUUUACUGUGGUAUGCUGGGAUAUAUUUACUAUCAUGGAAUCAUCGAUCAUUCAGGAAUAACAUUCAAGAGGCUUUGGUUCCAGCCCUGGCAGCCUGAUUGUAUUUUCCAUGAUAAUCAUCAUCAGUACUUUCAUGUCAACUUCGGGUUCAACGUAGAACUAUGGGAUAAGUUGCAUGGAACAGCUAGACAGAAGGAUAAAAUCUACAGGGAGGAUAUAUUCUACGGAACAGGGAAGGAUAUAUCGGAGGCUACCAGAGAAGAACUGAUGGAAGAUGUGAGAGAGAGAGAAGAUGAAAAUCCUUUGGCUUAUCAGAACAAUAAACAUAAAUUCAUUUAGAUAUUCAUUGGCUUAUCAGAACAAUAAACAUAAAUUCAUUUAGAUAUUCAUUGGCUUAUCAGAACAAUAAACAUAAAUUCAUUUAGAUAUUCAUUGGCUUAUCAGAACAAUAAACAUAAAUUCAUUUAGAUAUUCAUUGGCUUAUCAGAACAAUAAACAUAAAUUCAUUUA
Messenger RNA from Eurytemora carolleeae, 996 nucleotides. RefSeq names its product lathosterol oxidase. The record is from RefSeq and is a predicted model, not a curated record. Gene Ontology annotation, biological process: sterol biosynthetic process. The annotation marks the transcript as partial. Lineage: Eukaryota; Metazoa; Arthropoda; Copepoda; Calanoida; Temoridae. Gene Ontology annotation, molecular function: iron ion binding; C-4 methylsterol oxidase activity. The transcript is spliced from 11 exons.